Messenger RNA from Puntigrus tetrazona (Sumatra barb), 3114 nucleotides. RefSeq names its product forkhead box M1 (gene foxm1). The transcript is spliced from 9 exons. Bases 160 to 2028 code for a protein of 622 amino acids. Gene Ontology annotation, molecular function: DNA-binding transcription factor activity; sequence-specific DNA binding. Lineage: Eukaryota; Metazoa; Chordata; Actinopteri; Cypriniformes; Cyprinidae. The record is from RefSeq and is a predicted model, not a curated record. Gene Ontology annotation, biological process: regulation of DNA-templated transcription; G2/M transition of mitotic cell cycle.
AUGCGCACAAGAGUCCAGGGACUCGAGUUUUUCAUUCACUCCCAUCAAAGUACAUUUUAUCACUCAGCGCUGCCAGAUUAACUCCAAUAAACCACCGUCUGCACGGCUGACAUGAUAUGAAGACAGUCAUCAGCCAGGCCUUCUUGCUGUGAGCAAACAAUGAGAGAGAGCCCAAGGAGACCCAUCAUCCUGAAGAGGAGAAAGCUGCCAUUUCAGAAGAAUGAAUCUGAUGCAGGGUGUGAUGAGGCCGAUGGGCCCCGCUGCAAGACCACCCCGACCCCGUCCACCGCCCGCUGCUUCCCCGAUGGCAUCCGCAUGAUGGACCACCCCACCAUACCGGACACUCAGGUGGUGGUGAUCCCGAAAGAAGCUGAUCUGCAGAGUGUCAUCAGUGCCCUGACGGCCAAAGGGAAGGAGUGCGGCCCUCAGGGACGAAACAAGUUCAUCCUGCUCAGUGGCAGCAGCACUUUGGAGGAGAGCAAAACCCUCGGGUGUCUUUCUACCGAGCCCAAGCGUGAUCUUGAGAAAGUGAAAACGGAGACGGAGUGCUUCCCGCUUGAUGACAGUCUGACCAACAUCCAGUGGCUGGGAAAAAUGAGCUCUGAUGGGCUCAGAUCGGAGUCGAACCAAAAAGGCACCAGCAAAGACAAUCCGAGUGACUGUCAUCAGCCCAAAGCUCCAGAAAAGGAGAAGGACCCUCUGUCAGAGAGACCCCCGUAUUCUUACAUGGCUAUGAUCCAGUUUGCUAUCAACAGUAAGAAGAACCGACACAUGACCCUGAAGGAAAUUUAUAACUGGAUCGAGGACCAUUUUCCGUAUUUCAGAAAUGUUGCCAAACCCGGAUGGAAGAAUUCCAUCCGUCAUAAUCUCUCACUGCAUGACAUGUUUGUUCGGGAGACAUCUGCCGAUGGCAAGAUCUCCUAUUGGACGAUUCGACCAGAAGCAAACCGCUGUCUUACAUUGGACCAAGUCUACAAGCCUUUGGUUGACCCAGUGACCCCCACUUGCUCUCAGAUCCCACAACUUGGUUUCAAUCAACAACAGAAGAGAGGUCCACCGGAGCUGAAGAAAGCCAUACCUGCCACGGCCAGCACAGAGAGGAAGAUGAAGCCGCUUCUUCCUCGGACUGAUUCGUACCUGGUUCCCAUCCAGCUUCCUCUGGGUCAGUCGCUCUUCCUGCCCUCCACCAGUCCUGCGACUCUCUCCACUCCUCCCAGCUCCAGUGGGAUGAGCAAGAGGGUCCGCAUUGCCCCUAAGGUCUCACAGAGUGAUGCGAGCUCUGUGAUGCUGUGUGCGUCCACCUCUCAGGACAUAAAGGAGGAGCCUGUGAGCAUGUCUGUGACUCCUGAAGCUCUGCCCUCCAAAACCAGACAGCGAGAAAACAGCAGCUCCCGCCGCAAACAGCGUCUAGUCCUGCCAGCCACCGAGGAACCCGUCCUGCUCUACCCCGACAGCACUCUCUUCGACUCGGGGGUGGUCUCCGACGUCUCCACCUUCCAAGACACUCACGAUCCGGAGGCCCAGCCCACCUGUAAACCUGACCUCGACAGCCCAAACAGAGAAUACACUUUUAAAACGCCCAUCAAGAGCGGCCACCCUUCCUCAUCCACCCCCAGUAAGCUUCCCGCAGUCCUGGAGCCAUGGAGGAUCACCCCCGUCGGAAAGGGAGGCGUGCUGGACUUCAGCCCCAUCCGUACUCCCAGCGGGCCACAGCUGACCCCGCAGCGGCACGAACACACGCCUUUCAGCUUCAAUAGCACGCCUUUCAAAGAGCUGCCGCUCUUCAGCUCCCCUCGAGAGCUGCUCACCUGCUCCAGACCCUCUCCGAGACGCUCCACUCCGACCUGCUCCAGAGAGCUACUGCAAGUGGGCACCGCCAACCGCUCCCUCACCGAAGGCCUCGUCCUGGAUACCAUGAACGACAGCCUUAGUAAAAUCCUAGUGGAUAUUAGCUUCCCUAACCUGGACGAUGAUGAUCUCAGCAUGGCAAACAUCAGCUGGUCCCAGUUUAUCCCGGAGCUCAAGUGACUCCAGUUUCUUUUUCCAAGCUGCUCUCAACUUUCUUCACUGCCUUUGAUUCUCAUUUACUUGCUAUUGAUCUCUUAAUUAUUUUCUUAAUUUCUGUUGCUAUUUCACUGCCUUUUACUGUACAUGUUUGUGUUUUUGAUGUGUAGGCCUUUAUUUGCGAGCAAAACUGUUAGUGACGAAUGUACUUAGAUAAGAUAAAUUUGCACAAGUUGUAAUAUAUAAAUAUGAAUGCGUGUGUGAGAGAGAAAGAGCGUGUAUUAUAAGUGAACAUACAGAUUUAGCAGAUUAAUUAAAUUACACUACUCAAUUUUAUAGUGUUUCUUUGUUUUGGAAUGAUUUUGAACACCUUGGAUUAGCCAGAGAUGGAUGGUAAAAAUAGAGGUUUUUUUUUUUUUUUUUUUUUUUUUUUUUACAGAAAUUUGGGGCAGAAAAAAUUAACAUACAAAUUAAAGGGAAAGUUCACCCAAAGAUUAACUCAUUCUUCUGUUGAAUACAACACAUUUUUAAAGAAUGUUAGUGACCAAACAGUUGACAGUAACUAUAGUAGUAUUUUUUUGGAUACCAACAUUCUCAGUUUUUUUCUUUUCUAAACCGAAGGAAGAAACCCACAGGUUGUGAAUAAACAAUGACAGAGUUCAUCUUUGGGUGAACUAUCCCUUAGUUGUUUAUUGAUUGCAGAUGGAUGUGUAAGUGUUGUCCUGUACUAGAAUUUGCCAGUCAUUUAUCUGGAGUGUGUGGAGCUGUUUAUAACAUCCAUAAUGUGUUUUUAUGGUUACAAGCAUGUCAGAAUAGUGACUCAUCUCUGCUGCUUUUCUGCAUUCAUUUGUUUUUGCAAUUAAAAUCGAUUUAAGAUUGUGUGCUGAAUGUUGGUUGGGCAUGACCAGGAUGAGACUUUCAAGAGAUUUGUGGUGUAUUACAAAGCUUUUAAUGUUCAUUUUCAUAUGUAGAAUGAUUAGUGAGCAUGCACAGAGUUCAUAUAUGCUUAGAAGACUACCAUCAAUAUGUAGCUUUGUUCAUUUGAUACAUUGUAUUGCAUUCUUCCAAUGUAAAAACAGCAAGAUAUCAAAAAAAUGUACAAAAACUGAA